Messenger RNA from Melampsora larici-populina 98AG31, 1979 nucleotides. RefSeq lists its product as uncharacterized. The transcript has 4 exons. The record is from RefSeq and is a predicted model, not a curated record. Bases 61 to 1815 code for a protein of 584 amino acids. Gene Ontology annotation, molecular function: imidazoleglycerol-phosphate synthase activity; oxo-acid-lyase activity. Lineage: Eukaryota; Fungi; Basidiomycota; Pucciniomycetes; Pucciniales; Melampsoraceae. Gene Ontology annotation, biological process: L-histidine biosynthetic process.
CUUGCAAUCUCAGUUUUGUAUAUAAUCCAAUCUCAAUAUCAAGAUUCAUAAAACCUUCAAAUGAUCUAUCUCUUAGAUUAUGGAGCAGGAAAUGUACGCUCCUUAGCAAAUUCAAUUCAAAGCCUUGGUUUCGAAUACAAAUGGGUUACUUCACCAGAUGAUAUCACAAAAGCGACGAAACUGAUUUUCCCAGGUGUGGGCGCCUUUGGUCCAGCAAUGAAAGCGCUUCGUGCAAAAGGUUUCGCAGAACCUUUGAAACAGUAUAUUGCUUCUGGAAAACCUUAUAUGGGUAUUUGCAUUGGAAUGCAGGCUCUCUGUCUCUCAUCUGCUGAAAACCCUGAUGUUCCCGGUCUUGGAGUUAUUCCAGCUAACGUUAGCAUGUUUUCAUCUGCCACCAAAGCUGUACCACAUAUCGGAUGGAACAGUGCUAUUUCAAUCUCACCUCAAUCAAAUCACUCUCAUCAAUCAACCACACUGGAUUCAGCUGUUUACUUUGUACAUUCAUAUCGAGUUUCUUACACAACCGAAUUAGAUGCUUGGGCAAAUACUCUAACACGUUAUGGUGAUGAAGUAUUUGUGAGUAGCUUUCGACGUGGUAAUAUCUUUGCUACCCAAUUUCACCCGGAAAAAUCUGGAGCUGUGGGUCUUGAGAUCUUACGACAAUGGUUAUCAGAACCGAGUACGCCUCAAGUAUUGGAAGUCGGUUUGGAAUCUCGAACAACUAUCGAUCCUGAAGCUCUCACUGCUCAAACUGGUCUCAUGAAACGUAUUAUCGCUUGUCUGGAUGUACGAGCAAAUGACGAUGGUGACUUGGUGGUCACUAAGGGUGAUCAGUACGACGUUCGGGAGUCAACCACAAACCCAACUUCAAAUGGAAUAACAACGAAUUCGAAAGGAGAAGUGCGUAAUUUGGGUAAACCUGUUGAGCUUGCUCGUCGAUACUAUGUUGAAGGUGCCGAUGAGAUUACAUUCCUCAACAUCACAUCCUUUCGAGCUUGUCCACUUCAUGAUCAACCUAUGCUCAGUGUCUUACAGAAAGCUGCAGAGACGGUCUUUGUUCCAUUCUGUGUUGGAGGUGGAAUAAGGGACACGUUCGAUCCUGAUGGUACCAAGCGAACUGCUCUUGAAGUGGCUACUGAAUACUUUAGAGCUGGUGCUGAUAAAGUUAGUAUUGGAGGAGAUGCUGUUUUGGCUGUUGAGAAACUUUUGGCUGGCGAAUCGAUUGGAGAAACAUCUAUCGAAGCUAUCUCGAAAGUCUAUGGAAGUCAAGCUGUAGUGGUUUCUAUUGAUCCUAAACGCAUUUACGUUUCUCGACCUGAAGAGGUCCCGAUUGAACAUCAGUCUAGCGUGGUUGAUCUGACAGCUCCAUUAUCACCUACGGAUUCGACUAAUGGUGAUUGCAUCGAGGUUCCGACCGGUUUAGGGCCUAACGGCGAGAAGUUCUGUUGGUAUCAAUGUACCGUCAAGGGUGGAAGAGAACUACGACCGGUAGAUGUCGUACAACUUGCAACGGGUGUGAUGGCCUUAGGAGCGGGUGAAAUCCUUUUGAAUUCGAUUGAUCAAGAUGGAUGUAAAGCAGGAUUUGAUCUUCGACUGAUUCGACUUGUGAAACAACAUGUAUCUAUACCGGUGAUUGCAAGCUCAGGUGCAGGAAGAGUUGAACAUUUUCAACAAGUUUUCAACGUUACAGGAGCUGAAGCAGGUUUAGCAGCUGGGAUCUUUCAUCGUAAUGAAGUGAGCUUGUCUAGUGUUAAAGAACAUCUUAGUAAAUCAAACACUUUGGUAAGAUCAACUAGCUUGAUCAUACCAAGUUGAUAGAUCUUAUCUUUUGAGUAAGUAUACCCAGUUUUAAUGCAAGUUGCUAGAAUAAGUAUAUAGAAAUCUCAAUGUAAAAAUAAUCAUUCACUUUUUUUUCAUCUUGCAUAAAUAUUGGUUGCCAUUUUGAUUUUUAAAAAUGAUAUUACUCUCCUAUCUUCUGG